UUACACUCUGGAGACUGAAAUAGACGUCACUGGUCUUGUUCCAGACGUUAGGUACCGAGUGUUUGUGAGAGCAGAGAAUGAGCUCUAUGACGUAGACAAUACCACGUCGAGGAGCAACAACAUCACUGUCACCUUACCUGAAGGAGUUGGCGGUACAGUGGAGUUUGCAGGAAAUAAUGUCGGCUCAAGUAUCUUCCUCAACCAGCUGGCGUGGGCUCCUCCGGACCCUCCCCAAGGAGACAUCAUUCACUACAACGUCAGGAUCACCAGUGUUACCAAUGAAUCUGAGAUUUUUGUACUAGUGGAAGGGGUAAAUGAUACCUUCCUUGAUGUGAAACCCUUUGUCCUAUCAGAUGGGGAAUAUUUCAUCCAGGUAUGCAUUUAUUAAAUGCAAUGUGAAAUUUUGCUGUGCAGUUGGGAGAGUGUAUUUUGACUAUUAUGAUUGUUAAACAGGUUCAAGCUGUAACGAAGGUAGGAGGAGGGAAUUUUUCCACCCCUGUCAUAGUCACAGUUCUGUUUGGAACAACCGAAAAUGCUACAACAGCCACGAAUCCACCUGUAAUUCAGUCGGCAAAACAAGAUGACACCGUGCUCUUUAGCCUCGCUGUCCUGCCAUCAUUCAUCAUAGUUUCAGUAGCUAUAGCUGUGUUUUCUCUCCUUUACUACCGAAGGUACCGGCGAAGGAAGAUGAAGAAAAGAAGAUUCAGGGAAACAAUUGCCAACCAUCAGAGUCAGCUACAGCACUCAACAUCUCAGCUUGUCACACCAGAUGAACCAACGGCGUGCCAGCGAUUUGAAGCCUUGUCUCAGCAAAGAGAGAGAACAAAGAGCAACAAGUACAUUUUUGGAUCAACUCUAGUGGAAAAUUCAGCCUUAUCUCAACUGGAGAGUCUUUCUCAGCACAUACCAAAAGAGAUACUUCUCACCCAAGACAAUAUCCAACUCUCAAAUGUGAUUGGAGAAGGUGAAUUUGGACAGGUGUACAAAGGCUACAUGAAAACAAAGUACCAGACUGAUGUAGUAGCUGUAAAGACUUUGAGAGCUCUGAGUUCAGUGAGUGAGGUGAAACUGCUCAUGAAAGAGAUAGUGAAAAUGGUCAACUUUGACCACCCCAAUGUGAUGACACUGACUGGAGUCAUCCUAGUGGAGGGUGGAGCUCCUCUCCUGGUCAUGCCCUACAUGGUGAAGGGAACUCUCCUCACAUACGUCCGUGAGAACAAGGACCAGUUCUUUGUGGAAGAUGACAAUGCGGAGGCUGCAGAUCAGGUGGAUGAGAUUUCAAAAACUCUCAUUGAAUUCUCGAGACAAAUUGCACUUGGAAUGCAAUACCUGGCAAAGAACAAGGUUGUACAUCGUGAUCUGGCAGCAAGGAACUGUCUGCUGGACAUGUGUGGGACUGUCAAAGUGGCUGACUUUGGUCUGUCAGAGGACAUGUAUUCCACCAACUACUUUCGUCAGGGAAAAAGCAGUGUUGAUGCAGUUGAGACAAAAGUACCCAUCAGGUGGAUGCCUCUUGAGAGCAUUGAGGAGGGCCUCUAUAACGAGAAGAGUGAUGUGUGGUCGUAUGGAGUGACAGUGUGGGAGAUAUUCACGUGUGGGAAGGUUCCCUACCAUGGCAUCAGCUGCAUGGCUCUCCCUCGUCUCCUCCGUGCUGGAGAACACCUCGAGAAACCCUACAACACAGCCUGCUCCGAGGUACUCACUGCUGGUGAACUGUUGGAAUGCUGUUCCACAGCAAAGGCCAAGAUUCUGUGAAAUUGUGAGCAAGAUUGACGUGAUGAUGGAGGAAAAGUUUGGGUAUCUCAGGAUGAACACUAACUGUAGCUAAAUUAUUUUCUUGGAUAAUAGUUGUAGAAUACGUCGCCUUCCACACCAUUCUUUUGACAGAGUUGUAUUUUUGUACCUUAAUAAUAAUGACUGGUCUGCCUUCUUUGUAAAUAGGUAGCUAUAGACACCACAAAAUUAUUACAUUAUAUAGCUACAUCUGCAUUUGCCAUGAUCAGUAUCUAUGCAAUGCUGUUACGUUUUCAAUUUUGUGAGGCACAAUUGCAAAGC
Messenger RNA from Geodia barretti, 2055 nucleotides. The record is from the annotation of a GenBank genome assembly. NCBI's taxonomy places the organism in Eukaryota, Metazoa, Porifera, Demospongiae, Tetractinellida, Geodiidae.